Diachasma alloeum is the source of this 1938-nucleotide messenger RNA. It is a transcript of the gene Pex3, whose product is annotated as peroxisomal biogenesis factor 3. NCBI's taxonomy places the organism in Eukaryota, Metazoa, Arthropoda, Insecta, Hymenoptera, Braconidae. The record is from RefSeq and is a predicted model, not a curated record. Gene Ontology annotation, biological process: protein import into peroxisome membrane. Gene Ontology annotation, cellular component: peroxisomal membrane. Bases 743 to 1825 code for a protein of 360 amino acids. The transcript is spliced from 2 exons. Gene Ontology annotation, molecular function: protein-macromolecule adaptor activity.
UCCUAAAGGAACUUACACAUUAGGAUAAUAUCUCGCAAGUAUCUUGACAGUUCGUGGGGAUUUUUACCAACUCAAGUCAUCGCCGAGUGCAAUUACGUAGUAUAUUUCCACAUGUGUACAUUGGUUAAUCACGAAGUACCGUUCAAGUAGUGGCAAAGUCCACGACAAGUUGUGGUGAUUGAGGAGAGUCCUCGCAGUGAGGCCUGUACUCCGAUAGAGAACGAAAAAUAAUUCAUUUGUGUUGCACCUGAUAAGGAAUAAGGUUAUUCCCCUCUCCCCCUGUCUCAUAAACAUUAAAAAAAAUCAUAAUUUCACGUGCCUUACGCAUUACCCUUGAUUAACCGAUUAUUGAAAUGUUGAUCCCCUCAGAGAGAGAAAAAUAUGAGUUUCAAUACCGAUGGAUCCAAGGAAAUUGCUGAUUUGCAAUUGAAACAAUUCAUCGACGUUGUAUCUGCCAAUCAAAAGUUUCAGGGUCUAGUCCAUGGCCUGACAGAAAUCUGUUGGGACACUUGCGUUGACCGUCCAACACCCCGUCUAGAAUCAAAAACCGAGAGGUGCCUCGUUAAUUGCAUCGAACGCUUCAUCGACACAACAAACUACAUAACAAAUCGUCUUGAGAAAGUCGCCCAGUCCGCCUCCUUCGAGUCCGACUAGAGAAAAAAAAACAAGUCCCACGAAACAAAUUAAUGUUAAGACUAGAGUUAGUUAAUGGGUCAAGAGAGUGCCUCAGAAGAGUUCCACCAUGUUCUCAAGUUUGCGAAGAUUCUUGAGCAAUCACAGACGUAAAUUCAUAGUCAGUGGAAUAAUUGUGGGCAGUGCUGUGGUCCUAUGGAGAUGCAGUAAACAGAAGCUCCUGGAAUGGAAGCAGAAGGAGGUGCAGGAGUUGCUGCAGAGAUCGAGGAGGAGUCAGCACUUUGAGAGUACCGAGAGAUCCUGCAACCAGACGAUAAUAAAUCUGGCGGUGUGCGUCAGAAAUUCAGUGAUAAAGUCCCUGGAUACAGAGAAGGUGGUGAAUGAGCUUCGAGAUGGCUCCGCUGAUAAAAUAACAGCCUGGAACAAGCUGAAGGUCUUCUCGAUAGCUCGUUCAGCUACUGUAAUAUACGCCAAUACAAUGCUGGUGGCGACUCUCAGGGUGCAGCUGAAUCUCAUGGGGGCGUACAUGUUCAAGAAUUCACAGAAGACUCUGGACACUGGACAUUUGAGUGAGGAGCUACAGCAGAAGUACCUGACACUGUGCAGCUACUUCAUUGACGAAGGAAUCCAGAGGCUGAGUGCCUUCAUUGAGAGGAAAGUGGAUGAGACAGUUAGUUCUAUCAAACUGACUGAUAAGUUGAGCAUCAGGGAUUUGGAGCAGAUUUAUCUAGCCAUUAUGUCCACUGUUCUCGCUGAUGAUGCCUGCAAUCCAGUCAAGAGGCUCACGAGCUAUAUGCUACCACCUAAUGUCGAGGAGGAAAAUGAUCCACUGCUUAAGAAGAUUGUUAUUGAGACGCUGGAUCUUCUGGAGACUGAGGAGCUGCAGAGCCUCAUGCAAUCCAAUAUCAGGACUGGAUUUGUUGCUUUGGUUGAUAAAAUAUCGGAGUAUUUCAUUGAAAUUCCUUUUGAGAAGAAUGGAAUGUCCGGUCUUAAGGAGUUGGAGGGGAAGUAUGGGUUUUUAGAUGUCAAUAAAAUUACCAUGCCCAUGGCGAAGAUCAUUCCUAUUGUCAAUGGACAGGUGCCAGAUGCACCCACUCAGAAUGAUAUACCCACGGACUGGCUGCAGAGGCUCAUCAUGGACGAGAUGCUCAAGUCGUUUGGGGCUAAUGUCUAUGAGGCAUUCAGCUUUUAAGCGGAGAGGUGGGGGAGUUAUUGAGUUUUCCAUGCUUACAGGGAUGGAAAUGUGAAAACUAUUUUAUAUACGCGGAUGUAAUGUUGUUAAUAAAUUAAUCAGUUUCACUUGGA